Mustela lutreola (European mink) is the source of this 4451-nucleotide messenger RNA. It is a transcript of the gene CLCN6, whose product is annotated as chloride voltage-gated channel 6. NCBI's taxonomy places the organism in Eukaryota, Metazoa, Chordata, Mammalia, Carnivora, Mustelidae. The coding region runs from base 228 to 2843 and encodes 871 amino acids. The transcript is spliced from 23 exons. Gene Ontology annotation, biological process: chloride transport; transmembrane transport. Gene Ontology annotation, molecular function: voltage-gated chloride channel activity. The record is from RefSeq and is a predicted model, not a curated record. Gene Ontology annotation, cellular component: intracellular membrane-bounded organelle; lysosomal membrane.
CUUGCGAGCGACCGGAAGUUCGUCCCCAACAUGGCCGCGCCCAAGGGAAGAGGGUCUUCCACCGUCAUGUGACGCGGGCCGUCGCCCCACCCGUCUGCAGCCACUCCCUGUCUCGGUCCCAGGCUCGAGAGGACCACGUGACACUGUCGGGGGCCAGUCACGUGAGGCGCGGAUUCUGGGUGGGAGGGGGUUGGCGGAGGGUUCCAGAGUGGCAGUAAAGGAGGGAGAUGGCGGGGUGCAGGGGGUCCCUGUGCUGCUGCUGCAGGUGGUGCUGCUGCUGCGGUGAGCGUGAGACCCGCACCCCGGAGGAGCUGACCAUCCUUGGAGAAACACAGGAGGAGGAGGAUGAGAUCCUGCCAAGGAAAGACUAUGAGAGUUUGGAUUAUGAUCGCUGUAUCAAUGACCCGUACCUGGAAGUUUUGGAGACCAUGGAUAAUAAGAAAGGCCGCAGGUAUGAGGCGGUGAAGUGGAUGAUGGUGUUCGCCAUUGGAGUCUGCACUGGGCUGGUGGGUCUCUUUGUGGACUUCUUUGUCCGCCUCUUCACCCAGCUCAAGUUCGGAGUGGUACAGACAUCGGUGGAGGCAUGUAGCCAGAAGGGCUGCCUCGCCCUUUCCCUCCUUGAGCUCUUGGGUUUCAACUUGACCUUCGUCUUCUUGGCAAGCAUUCUUGUCCUGAUCGAGCCAGUGGCAGCAGGUUCCGGGAUCCCUGAAAUCAAAUGCUAUCUGAAUGGUGUGAAGGUGCCCGGAAUUGUCCGUCUCCGGACCCUGCUCUGCAAAGUCUUUGGAGUGCUGUUCAGUGUGGCUGGAGGGCUCUUUGUGGGGAAGGAAGGCCCCAUGAUCCACAGCGGAGCCGUGGUGGGAGCCGGCCUCCCUCAGUUUCAGAGCAUGUCCUUACGGAAGAUCCAAUUUAACUUCCCCUACUUCCGGAGCGACAGAGACAAGCGGGACUUUGUGUCCGCCGGGGCGGCUGCUGGAGUUGCUGCAGCAUUCGGGGCCCCUAUCGGGGGUACCCUGUUCAGUCUGGAAGAGGGCUCAUCCUUCUGGAACCAGGGGCUCACGUGGAAAGUGCUCUUCUGCUCCAUGUCUGCCACCUUCACCCUCAACUUCUUCCGUUCUGGGAUCCAGUUUGGAAGUUGGGGUUCCUUCCAGCUGCCCGGAUUGCUGAACUUUGGGGAGUUUAAGUGCUCUGACUCUGAUAAAAAAUGUCAUCUCUGGACAGCUAUGGAUUUGGGUUUCUUCGUCGUGAUGGGGGUCAUUGGGGGCCUCCUGGGAGCCACAUUCAACUGUCUGAACAAGAGGCUUGCAAAAUACCGUAUGCGAAACGUGCACCCGAAACCUAAGCUCGUCAGAGUCUUGGAGAGCCUCCUGGUGUCCGUGGUAACCACCGUGGUGGUGUUUCUGGCCUCGAUGGUGUUAGGGGAAUGCCGACAGAUGUCUGCUUCGAGUCAAAUCGGUAAUGACUCAUUCCAGCUCCAGGUCACAUCAGAAGAUGUCAACUCAAGUAUCAAAACCUUCUUUUGUCCCAAUGAGACCUACAACGACAUGGCCACACUCUUCUUCAAUCCCCAGGAGUCUGCCAUCCUUCAGCUUUUCCACCAGGAUAGUACUUUCAGCCCUGUCACUCUGGCCCUGUUCUUCGCCCUCUAUUUCCUGCUCGCGUGUUGGACCUACGGCAUUUCGGUUCCAAGUGGCCUUUUUGUGCCUUCCCUGCUUUGUGGAGCUGCUUUUGGACGUUUAGUUGCCAAUGUGCUUAAAAGCUACAUCGGCCUGGGCCACAUCUACUCGGGGACCUUCGCCCUGAUCGGUGCUGCAGCUUUCCUGGGCGGGGUGGUCCGCAUGACCAUCAGUCUCACGGUCAUCCUUAUCGAGUCUACCAACGAGAUUACUUACGGGCUCCCCAUUAUGGUCACUCUGAUGGUGGCCAAAUGGACAGGGGACUUUUUCAACAAGGGCAUUUAUGAUAUCCAUGUGGGCUUGCGAGGGGUCCCACUCCUGGAAUGGGAGACGGAGGCGGAAAUGGACAAGCUGAGAGCCAGUGACAUCAUGGAGCCCAACCUGACCUACGUGUACCCGCACACCCGCAUCCAGUCUCUGGUCAGCAUCCUGCGCACCACGGUCCACCACGCCUUCCCAGUGGUCACGGAGAACCGCGGCAACGAGAAGGAGUUCAUGAAGGGCAACCAGCUCAUCAGUAACAACAUCAAGUUCAAGAAAUCCAGCAUCCUGACCCGGGCUGGCGAGCAGCGCCGACGGAGCCAGUCCAUGAAGUCAUACCCAUCGAGUGAGCUGCGAAACGUGUGUGACGAGCACCUCCCCUCCGAGGAGCCUGCGGAGAAGGAGGACCUCCUGCAGCAGAUGCUGGAGCGGAGCAGAUACACUCCCUACCCCAACCUAUACCCUGACCAGUCCCCGAGCGAAGACUGGACCAUGGAGGAGCGCUUCCGCCCUCUGACCUUCCACGGCCUGAUCCUGCGGGCGCAGCUCGUCACCCUGCUCGUCCGAGGCGUUUGCUACUCGGAAAGCCAAUCAAGCGCCAGCCAGCCGCGCCUUUCCUACGCCGAGAUGGCUGAGGACUACCCGCGGUACCCCGACAUCCACGACCUGGACCUGACGCUGCUGAACCCGCGCAUGAUUGUGGAUGUCACCCCAUACAUGAACCCCUCGCCCUUCACCGUUUCACCUAACACCCACGUCUCCCAAGUCUUCAACCUGUUUAGAACGAUGGGCCUGCGGCACCUGCCUGUGGUGAAUGCUGUGGGAGAGAUCGUUGGGAUCAUCACUCGACACAACCUGACCUACGAAUUCCUGCAGGCCCGGCUGCGGCAGCAUUACCAGACCAUCUGACAGCCCGGUGCGGCCUCGCCGCCACAUGCCAGCCCGCCCUGUCCUGGGGCUGCCCCGGGGAGGGGGCGGCUCGCUCAUGCUUCGCCGCCACAGCUGGCUGGGGCUGUUCAGGACACUGAAGAUUCCCACUCACCCACUCACUCGGAAAGCCUGCGAUCAUCGAACACUUUGGCGGUCAGCGGUCCUGGGGAUGGUAUGUUGGACCUUGAGAGCCUGGGCCUGUCUGAUCUUCUCAGCAAGUAUCUUCCUGUUCCCUGUUCCCUGCUCUCUUGCCGUCCAGCCUGGGCCCCGGCCCCAGGCCCCUCCACCCGACGCGUGCCAGGACCAGAGGGGGCAUCAGGCCUCAGCCACGGGGGGAGUGAUGCCCAGAGCAGUUUUCCUGCCCUCUGCUGCUGCUUUCCUAGGGAACCCAGGUGUUGCCUUAAACUGUAACAGGAGGGGCUUUGGCCAAGGCAAGUGCUGGGGCGAAAGCCAGUUGCAAAAUUAAGGGAAUUACCAAAUUUAGAGACUGAGCCACUAAGAUAACGCAUGUGUCGCGGGGGCCUUCCUGCAUUGGGACUCUUGACAGGUGCCCAGUUUAUUUGAAGGGAAACACGGCUUCCGGGGGAGCUGCUGCUCUGGGCUUGCCUCCUCAGAAGCGCCGCCCUCCAGAAGCACAAGUCCCACGGACUGUCCCUGAAGAAGUCUGAUGGGACGGUCCAGCUUAGAGCCGCCCCAGUUUUUAGCAAUUCCCGUGGCCCAUCCCCUUGUCCCUCCCCUCUGCACCGAGUUACUGACUUCCCAUGAGUUCUUCCGCGUCUUCCUGGAGAUGCAGCCACGGCCCAGGUGUCUCCACCCCGCCCCCCGCCCCAUUAGAUAAAAGGGCACCCUGUGAUAUUGCGUGACCUGACUCUGGGGAAUGAUACUGUUACAUCUGAGACGGGCAGAAGCCAGUCCUGGGCCAGUGAGCACUACAGGAACAUGAUACGGCCUAGAAGCCAGAUUAGGACAGAGCAGAUGGCUUAUUCCAGGAGGAGGGCGUGUGCCCGUCGCACACCUGUCUGACCCCCGCCAGUAGCCAUCCCCAGCCCACUCGGGCCCAGCCAUGGAAACUGUGCUGCCAGGGGACAGGGGUGGGAGGGACCCCCACCCGCACGUGCCCCAAGACCCGAGCACAAACCCUGGAAACGGAGCCUCUUUGUCUCUCCAGGCUGGGGGCCCCCAGAGCGAGCGCUUCGUUUCGGCUAUUUUGCACUUACUUUUCUCUCAGCCUCUGGGCCGGCCCUCUGAUUUGCGUCCACACCCUAGGCCUGGGGUCGGCCGCCCGGUGGCAGAUGUGCUUUGGGACUCAAGAUGGCGUUUAUUUGCAUUUAAGUUUGCGUCGGGUUUUUUGGUCAGCUGUGGCAGUUCCCGACAACAUGGGCGCCUGCCCUGGACAGCGCUGUCCUCUUCGCCCUCUGCCUCGGGCCGACCUCCAUUGCCAAGACUACCGUGCAGUCUGCGAGCGGGCGCCCGUUUCGCUGUGGCCGGCCCAGGUCUUGUGCUCAGCCCCCUCUGCUCCGCUAAGUGAGGCGGCUGCUUCAGGAUCUUUCCACCUGGCUCCCCCUCCCCCCCCAGUCCAUCCGCUCC